Gastrolobium bilobum is the source of this 875-nucleotide messenger RNA. RefSeq names its product transcription factor MYB36-like. The record is from RefSeq and is a predicted model, not a curated record. The transcript has 3 exons. NCBI's taxonomy places the organism in Eukaryota, Viridiplantae, Streptophyta, Magnoliopsida, Fabales, Fabaceae. The coding region runs from base 1 to 780 and encodes 259 amino acids.
AUGGGAAGAGCUCCAUGUUGUGACAAAGCUAACGUGAAAAGAGGGCCAUGGUCUCCUGAAGAAGAUGAAACCCUCAAAAACUAUCUCAAGAAACAUGGCACAGGUGGUAAUUGGAUAGCUCUCCCACAAAAAGCAGGCCUUAAGCGCUGUGGGAAGAGUUGUCGUCUGAGAUGGCUGAACUAUCUAAGGCCUCAUAUCAAGCAUGGAGGUUUCACUGAGGAGGAAGAUAAAGUUAUCUGCACCCUUUAUGCUAACAUCGGAAGCAGGUGGUCUCUUAUAGCUGCUCAAUUACCUGGGAGAACGGACAAUGAUGUGAAAAACCACUGGAACACUAAGUUGAAGAAAAAGUUUUUUGCAACAAACACCAAUGCCACUGGGAACACUGGUUCUUCACAAUUCUCAACUUUCACUCCUCAGCCUCAAGUUGAAGCCUUUGUCUUUGAUCAUAAGAACUCUGCUGAUGAUCACUCCCAAUAUGUUUUAGGUUUGGAGCAAACACCAAUUACAGUUCCUUUAUCAAUGCCUUUGGAAUCGGACGUUUCAGGUCUUGGAAGCAGCAUGAGUAACACUUGUGGUAUACCACUCGCCAAGGAAGUUUCAGUUCUUUCAAAUUCAACUUCCUUGGCCAAGGAGAAUGAUAUUGAUACCCAAUGGUUUGGGUAUUAUGACCAUGAAGGUGAAGAUGAAUCAAUUUUACUUGAUUUUGUGUUUGAAGAUCUCCUGCAAAAUGGGUUUGCUUCUCAAGAUAAAAGCAGCCAACUUGCCCCAUCAUCUGGCUAGUAGCCAAGGCUCUCUCUAUAGCCAUCAAAAGCUUCAAAAAACAACAUCAUGGUUUCCGAACAAAAAAAGAAGAAGAAGAAGAAAAAUUGAAGUAA